AUGCCGUGGCUCAAGAGCUUCAAGACGGACUCGGUCACUAUCGAGGUUCCGUCAGGAAUUGCAAGCGAAAAACCCUCCCAAUAUAUCAUUCCCGGUCUCGUACACACCAACCUCACCUCACUCAUCAAGGCAGCUUUCCAGGACGACCUCGCUCAUCUACUCCAUUACUCCCCUUUCGAGCUGCACCACGAAGUGCAGAGCAAAGAUGGGACAGACCUUCACCAACGAGUCCACGGCGAGAUCUACACCUCGCCUGCAUUCUUAGAAGCGCACGAUGAAGUACGCCUGCGCUCUCUCCCUCCACCCGACAACCCAGACUGCAAGCUCGAGCGCACUGUCGCAGCGGUCAUGUUCGCAUCAGAUGCUGCUCACCUGACGAACUUCGGCACCGCCAAGGUGUGGCCAAUCUACAUGAUGCUCGGCAACCUGUCGAAGUACAUACGUGCCAUUCCCAACUCGGACGCCCUGCACCACCUGGCCUAUGUCCCUUCGCUGCCGCCUGAUUUCAACUCGUUCGCUGCUGAAAAUCAUGCGAAGUGGGCGACGCAGCACAAGGACAUCACUACGCACUGCCGCCGCGAGCUCAUGCAUGCCGUCUGGAAGUUCCUACUCGAUGAAGAGUUUCUACAAGCAUACAAGUACGGUGUCGUUGUUCGCUGCGUCGAUGGCGUCGAGCGCCGUAUCUAUCCCCGCAUCUUCACUUACUCGGCGGAUUACCCAGAAAAGGUGUUGCUUGGCACGAUCCGCGAUGGUGGUCUCUGCCCUUGCCCUCGCUGCCUUGUCGAGAAAUCACAACUCGACCGUCUGGGCACUCCUCAAGAUACCACUACCCGUACGGAGCGUGUUCGCGCCUAUCUAUCUCGGAAAGUACAACAGGCACGCAGCUGGAUUUACAAACGGGGGAAGCCUAUAGGUGGGACUCAUGUAGAUGAUCUCUUGAAGGAGUCAUCCUCGGUGCCGACCGUCAACGCAUUUGUGCAUCGCCUAGGCGCAGACCAUAAUUUCGAGCCCGCCAAGAUGCUCGUCGUUGACCUGUUACACGAAGUUGAAUUGGGGGUGUGGAAGGCGACACUCACUCACCUCAUACGAAUUCUAUGGGCCGCUGAUCCAAGAGGUGGUCUCGUCGAUGAAUUCAACGAGCGGUGCGUAUGCCUUGGGAUAUGA
This is a messenger RNA of Schizophyllum commune H4-8, 1164 nucleotides long. RefSeq lists its product as uncharacterized. The record is from RefSeq and is a predicted model, not a curated record. The transcript is spliced from 4 exons. Bases 1 to 1164 code for a protein of 387 amino acids. NCBI's taxonomy places the organism in Eukaryota, Fungi, Basidiomycota, Agaricomycetes, Agaricales, Schizophyllaceae.